This is a messenger RNA of Passer domesticus (house sparrow), 1064 nucleotides long. Its product is annotated as transcription factor BTF3-like. The transcript has 7 exons. Gene Ontology annotation, cellular component: nascent polypeptide-associated complex; cytosol. The record is from RefSeq and is a predicted model, not a curated record. NCBI's taxonomy places the organism in Eukaryota, Metazoa, Chordata, Aves, Passeriformes, Passeridae. The coding region runs from base 141 to 737 and encodes 198 amino acids.
UCUCCUGGCUUAGGCAGUGGUAGAGCGGCGUGCCUGGUCUCCCUUCCGGCCGCCAUCUCGCGUGUUCUGCUCAGUCCUCAUCCCACUCCCACAACCCUCAUCUCCCCCCGCUGUGGCACCGCUGCUUCCGUUCUAAGAAGAUGAAAGAAACGAUCAUGAACCAAGAAAAGCUUGCUAAGCUCCAGGCUCAAGUGCGCAUUGGUGGCAAGGCAACUGACUGCCAGGGAGGUCUUGCAGGCCCUGUGACUGCUACAAAUCAGGAAGAGAGUGACUGUGUUGCUUGCUGGGAAGGGGAAACCACACCCUUGAAGGGUACUGCCCGCAGAAAGAAGAAGGUUGUCCAUAGAACAGCUACAGCAGAUGACAAGAAACUUCAGUUUUCUUUGAAGAAGCUGGGUGUCAACAAUAUUUCUGGAAUCGAAGAGGUAAAUAUGUUCACCAACCAAGGAACAGUCAUUCACUUCAAUAACCCUAAAGUUCAGGCAUCCUUGGCUGCUAACACUUUUACUAUCACUGGCCAUGCUGAGACAAAGCAGCUGACAGAAAUGCUUCCUAGCAUCUUAAAUCAGCUUGGAGCUGACAGUUUGACUAGCCUGAGAAGAUUGGCAGAAGCCCUACCCAAGCAAUCUAUGGAUGGAAAAGCACCACUCGCUACUGGUGGUGAUGAUGAUGACGAUGAUGAAGUACCAGAUCUUGUUGAAAACUUUGAUGAAGCUUCAAAGAAUGAGGCAAACUGAACUAAGUGACACUGUGAAUAAAAUUAAAACUUGGAAAAAGCUACAUGGAGCUGCUAUUUUAUAUUGUGACUGCUUUUAUUUGAUUUUAUUUUUAUUUCCUGAUGAGAUCUCAAGAUGUGUAAUAUUUGGAAACUCCUGAACCUGCAGCUCUUAUUCAGUUAUUGCUUGUACACAGUAUUGUUUUUGUGGCCUAGUUUGACAAGCCUAUGCUUUGAAAUAAGUCAGAUUGCUAAUCGAUCUCCACCUAGACACAAAUUUUGAGCAACUUGUCUACAAGCUACCCCAUCUUUAAUGAACUUUGCCAUACAAUAAAGAAUAUAAAAUGAA